Molecule: messenger RNA, 1684 nt
Organism: Phoenix dactylifera (date palm)
Lineage: Eukaryota; Viridiplantae; Streptophyta; Magnoliopsida; Arecales; Arecaceae
Source: RefSeq, a predicted model, not a curated record
CACGGCUGCACGAGGAAGCCAUGGAAGCAACCCCGCUCCCCUCUUCCCGAGGACAAGAAUCUAGCGCAAAAAACCCUACCCUUAGCCCUCCAUCACCCUCGCUUUCGCUUUCGCCUUCGCCGUCGCGGCUAUGGAGGCCGGCAGCCCAGAGGAACCUCAGGAACCAGUGGUCGAAGCUUCUCUCUAGCAAGGACCGAUGGGUCUCUGCGGCAUCUGAGGGGAGAGCCCGCGCCACUUCUCUCGUGAACGCGUAUCUAUCACGCAAGUAUUUGCCGGAGAUGGAUUUGGGCGUUCUGAAGGAUAUGCCUGGGAUUCGGCAGAAGGCUUGCGACAAAUUGGCUCAGAAGCAGGAGCUGUAUCACAACAUGCUUAUAUCAUCUUAUAAGGAAAUGGUAGUUGCUGUUUCUCACUUGGUGAAAGCAUCUAGCUCCAUGCGAUGUUUUCUUAAGGGAUCUGUAGCUGGACCCCUUGUACAAUUUUGUGAUCAUCCUGAGAACAAGAACGACUUUGGAGAUGGUGGAGGGAUUCCGGUGUUUUCAUCUUUCCCAAUCUCACAUUUUGAAAAUCUUGCUCAAGAGCUUGUCGAGAUGUUUGCUUUAGAGCUAAGUUUGAAGCGGCUGCUAGUGGUCGAGCUACUCUCCAUUAGUUGGAGCCAGAACACAGGACAAAUCGAUGGAUUAAAAUGGUCGGAUGAGCUAUACCUUGGAGAAUUUGAUGAUUUGAGAAUGAAUGGCCUGUAUUCUGAAGAAAGUUGUGAGCCGCUACCUCCACGGAUAAAGAAUUGGGAUUCCAGUAUCCCGUUGACUAGGCACUUAGACCAUCCUCCAAAAAGUGAAGUUUUGCAGGUGUACUUAACUACAUGGCUUGCUGACGUGAACAUUAAUAUGAAUAGGAUCCAAGAUUACAAAGCCCUUUCUGCUAUGGUGCUUCACGUCCACGAGGGCAUAUGGUGUCUAUUGCUGGACUAGCUGACUGGUUACAAAUGAUAAAAAAUGAUCAUAAGCUAAAGCUAUUCGUUUAAUAUGUUUCAAUGUGUUAUAUUUUUGAUUCGUUAAAGCAUUGUUGAAGAGAAUGUAUUGGAGUAAACCAUGUACAAGAGAAUGUAUUGGAUUUAUACUAGGAUGACCUGUCAGAAAGACAUAUUUAUAUAGACUGAACAUUCUGCAUGCAUUGAGUAUUCGAUUAAGAAUAUUAUACAAUGGAAAACAAGAAGUGCCUGAAGGCUCUGUUUGGUGCUGAGAAAGUGAAAAAACAGAGAGUUUGUUGGGCACCAAACUUAUUCCCAUUAUUUCGUAUCAAGAAGAAAAUUUAGGCAAAGAUGAGGAGAAAAUUAUGCGCCUCCAAUAAAACCAUUAUCAAUUCUGAGCGUGUGUGUGUGUGUGUGAGAGAGAGAGAGAGCACCUAAGGGACAUAUGGUUUAUACUUUAUAACCCAUCUGCUACUCUUCACUAGAAUUUCUUAAUUUCCUGAGCUCAAUCAGACAUGAGAAAAAUUUUAAAUUUCUUUUUCCACUGUAUUUUUAUUUUCCUUUUUUUUUUCCGUUGGCUAUUCAUGUGUGAUAUCAUUGUCUUAUUUCUUUUAUGCUUUAUGAUAAUGUUUAUCAUUAUGAUGUACAUGCUACAAUAAGAAAACAGUUAUAUUUUCCCCCUGGCACUGUCAGUGAUCUGAUAACAAAAAUAUUCUC